This is a messenger RNA of Rhodotorula graminis WP1, 4915 nucleotides long. RefSeq lists its product as uncharacterized. Gene Ontology annotation, molecular function: lipid binding. NCBI's taxonomy places the organism in Eukaryota, Fungi, Basidiomycota, Microbotryomycetes, Sporidiobolales, Sporidiobolaceae. The transcript is spliced from 15 exons. The coding region runs from base 6 to 4721 and encodes 1571 amino acids. The record is from RefSeq and is a predicted model, not a curated record.
CGCACAUGAGCACAUCAGCCUCCGAGGCGAGCCUCAAGCCGCCCAUCUCGCAACACGGCGAGGUCAUGCAGGAGGCGAGGGACCAAGCCCUGGUGCUCCUGCAGACUGUCCGCAUGCUCACCCGCAUCCGCCUCCCGCAACAGGGCGCCAACGUCCACUCGUUCGACCCCGACGCUUCCCCCGCCGAGAAGGCCGCCCAGGCCCGCAAGGCCGCCUCGUCCGUCGCACCUGUCGACAUGUCGGCCGUGCCCUCGAUCCGCGGCCCCGAGCUCGACAAGUUCAAGCACGACGGCGGGAGCAGCGUCGUGAGCGACGUCGGGACGGCGGGCGCCGCCAUCCCUGUCACGACGGGCGCCAAGGGCGCGGCGAGCGCGUCCGGCAACGAGAAGGAGGGCGUCAAGCUGAGCGAGGUCGAGCGGGCGGCCCAGAUCGAGAAGGACGAGGGCCGGGCCAACGAGGACGGGUCCAAGAAUCCGCCCGGCGCCAUGCCGGCCAAGGAGGCAGAGAAGGGCAAGCCGCGCGAGAUCCCGGCAUGGUUUGCGAUCGGCUGGACCGGCCAGGACAAGACGCUCUUCCUCAGCCCGGACGAGGCGCGCGAGCGCUCCAUCCUCGCCGAUUUCGUCUCGGACGCCUACUACGGUCAAUGGUACCACAACGCCGGCAUCAUCAUCUUUGCCGUCGUCUCGUCGCACUUUGUCACGCUGUUUGGCGGCGGCUGGGGCUGGCUCGUCGUCAUCCUCGCCGUGUGUACGACCUUCUACGAGACGAGCAUCAAGCGCGUGCGCCGCAACGCCCGAGACGACCUGGCGCGCGAGGUCGCCAAGAAGGGCCUCAAGACGGACGUCGAGUCGGCCGGCUGGAUCAACUCGUUCAUGGAGCGCUUCUGGCUCAUCUACGAGCCCGUCCUCUCGGCCACGAUCGUCGCGUCGGUCGACCAGGUCCUCUCGGUCUCGACUCCCGCCUUCCUCGACUCGUUGCGCCUCACGACCUUCACGCUCGGCACCAAGCCGCCGCACAUCGACCACGUCAAGACUUUUCCCGACACCGAGGACGACGUCGUCAUCAUGGAGUGGAAGGUGUCGUUCACGCCCAACGACCUCGCCGACAUCACGCACGCGCAGGCGGCCAAGAAGGUCAACCCCAAGAUCGUGCUCGAGGUCCGGUUCGGCGUCGGCAUCGCGUCGGUCGGCAAGGACAUUGUCGUCGAGGACAUCUCGUUCACGGGCACGAUGCGCAUCCGCCUCAAGCUCAUCAACAACUUCCCGCACGUCCAGACGGUCGACCUGUCGUUCAUGCGCCCGCCCGAGAUCGACAUGUCGCUCAAGCCUGUCGGCUUCGACCUGUCGAUCCUGCCCGGCCUGUACCCCUUCAUCAUGAACCAGAUCCACGCCUCGCUCGGCCCGAUGAUGUACGACCCGAACUCGUUCACGCUGUCGCUCGAGCAGAUGCUCUCGGGCGCCCCUGUCGACACGGCCGUCGGCGUCCUCGCCGUCACGGUGCACAACGCGCGCGGCCUCAAGGCGACCAAGCUCGGCGCCGGCGCUCCGGACCCGUACAUCGCGUUCAGCAUCAGCGGCCGCGCCGAGCUUGCGCGCACCAAGAUCAAGAAGAACACGUCGACGCCCCACUUCAACGAGACGCACUACGUCCUCCUCAACUCGCUCAACGACGCGUUGACGAUGACGGUGUGGGACUACAACGACCGGCGCAACGACUCGAACGUGGGCACCGUCUCGUUCGACCUCAAGUCGCUCGCCGACGACGGCGAGCAGCCCGGGCUCGUCGGCGAGGUCAUCCUCGAUGGCAAGCCGCGAGGCCAGGUCAAGUACGACGUCAACUACUUCCCCGUCCUCAAGCCCGCCAAGCUCGCCGACGGCACGCUCGAGCCCGUCCCCGAGACGACGUCGGGCGUCGUGCGCCUCGUCGUCCACCAGGCCAAGGAGCUCGACCCGCGCGGCCAGCAGAUCAACCCGUUCUUCCAGCUGUAUCUCAACGGCAAGCAGGUGCACCGCUCGCAGACGCUCAAGCGCACGCCCAACCCGAUCUGGGAGCGUCCCGCCGAGUUCCUCGUCACGGCCAAGGCGUCGGCAACGAUCGGGCUCCAGGUCAUGGACGACAACACGCUCGUUUCCGACAGCAAGCUCGGCGCGGUGAGCGUGCGCCUCGCCGACAUCCUCAAGGCCAACGCCGACGGCAACGACUGGUUCCCGCUCAGCCAGGCCCGCAGCGGCAAGGUCCGCAUCACGGCCGAGUGGAAGCCCAUCCUCAUGGCGGGCGCCAUCAACGGCGCCAGCGCGUACACGGCCCCGCUCGGCGUCGUCCGCCUCUACUUCAAGCGCUCGACCGACCUCAAGAACGUCGAGGCGCCGCUCGGCAAGUCGGACCCGUACGUGCGCGUCGUGCACAAGGGCCUCGUCGUCGCGCGCAGCGUCGUGCACGACAACGACCUCGACCCCGUGUUCGACGAGAUCGUCUACGUCCAGGUCCACUCGCCCAAGGACACGUUCACGAUCGAGGUCAUGGACUACCAGCACAUGACCAAGGACCGGUCGCUCGGCCUGACCGACUUUGCCGUCGAGGGCCUGCUCGGCGAGGGGCCCGACCGCAAGACGCAGCCCUGGGUCAGCACGGGCAAGGUGUCGCGCACCGAAUCGCUCAAGACGGACGGUCGCCGCACGGUCAAGGGCAACAUCGAGUUCGAGGCCGAGUUCUUCCCCUGUGCGCCGCUCAGCAACGUGUCGUUCACGCCGUCCGACUGGGUCCCGGGCGCGACGGCCAAGAUCACCGAGGUCGACGAGGACGCCGCCGCCUCGACCGACGACGACGAGGAGAGCAUCGCGCCGACCGUCACGACCACGACCGAGUCGUUUGCCGUGCCCUCGGGCGGGACGAGCGUCAACGGCGCCGGCGCCAACGGCAAGAAGUCGACCAAGGAGAGCGACGGCGUCACGAUCCCGCGCGACGAGCUCCUCAAGACCCAGACCGGCGUGCUCGCGUUCCAGAUCAUCUCGGGCCAGCUGUCGAAGAAGGGCGCGAGGCUCGAGGUCCUGUUCGACGACGGCUACUGGCCAGCCUUUUCGACCGAGCGAUCGCGCUCGACGCACAACACGUGGGACGAGGUCGGCGAGGCGCUCAUCCGCGAGCUCGACUUUAGCCGGAUCAUCCUCAAGCUCAACGACUCCGAGAAGGACACGCGCGAGGACAUUGUCGCGUCGCUCACGGUCGACCUGAACGAGUUCCUCGAGAAGACGCUCGGCAAAGCGGCCACGUUCACGCUCCUGUCGCCCGAGCCUGGCGGGCCUCGCUCGACCGUCACCAUCAUGUCGCAGUACAUCCCCGUCCACAUGCACAUCCUGCCGCGCGAGUCGGUCAACAACUCGGGCGUGGUCCGGGUCGAGCUCGUCGACGGCAAGGGCCUCCCGAGCGCCGACCGCAACGGCAAGAGCGACCCGUACUGCGAGUUCUGGCUCAACGACGAGCGCGUCCACAAGAGCGAGAUCGUCAAGAAGACGCUCGCGCCCGUGUGGAACGAGCGCUUCGAGGUGCAGGUCCCGUCGAGGGAGGCGGCCAAGUUCAUCGUCGAGGUGCACGACUGGGACCGCGUCGGUGCAUCCGACAAGCUCGGCCGGGCCCAGAUCGACCUGCGCGACCUCGAGCCGUUCGAGGCCGUCGAGCGCACCGUCGCCCUGUCCGACUUUAAGAACUCGUCCCAGUCGGCCGGCCACAUCCGGGUCCGCCUCGUCUUCAGCCCCCAGUUCAUCUACCGCUCACGCAAGGCGACGUCGACCUUCUCGGCGGGCAAGAUUGGCGGCACGAUCGGCGGCGGCGCCAUGGCGGUCGGCGGCGGGAUCGUCGGCGCCGGUGGAGCGGUCGGCAAGGUCGGCGUGCACGGCGUCAGUACGGUCGGCAAAGGUGUCGGCACCGUCGGCAAGGGCGUCGGCAAGGGCGUCGGGACCGUCGGCAAGGGCGUCUUUGGCAUCGGUCGCCGCGCCGUCGGCGGCGGGCACGGCCGCACCUCGUCGGUCGCCUCGGCGUCGGAGCUCGCAGCGCUCGGCGACGACGUCGGGUACGCCGUCGACGGCGCAGGAGGAGCCGGCGACGUCGAGGUCCUCGCGUCCGACAUGGCGUCGCCGGCCUUGGGCGACGCGACGCCGACCAACGCCGGCGCCAGCGCCGGGUCGAGCAUGGGGGCCGAGGGCACGCUCACCGUCACGCUCGGGCAGCUGACGGGCGGUGGCGGCGGCGAGGGCGAGAAGAAGGCGGUCGUCGUCAAGCUCGAGGGCGGCAAGACGGUCCUCGAGACGCACUCGCACCGCAGCGACGCCAACGUCAUCACGUUCGGCGACACGGCGACGGUCAAGACGCCGGCGUCGGGCCCUGUCGACCUCACGUUCGUCGUCGUCCACAAGAAGACGCUCGGCAGCGACAAGGUGCUGUCGUCGGCGACCCUCGCCGUCUGGCAGUUCGUCUCGCCGCUGCAGCCCAACAACACGGUCACGUUGCCUCUUGCCGGCGCGCUGGGCGGCGAGUUGGUCGUCUCGCUCUCGUGGAUCGCGACGCCGUCCUUCCUCACCUCGGGCGGAUCGCGCGCUCCGUCCGAGUCGGACGCUCGGUCGCUCGCCGACUCGACCAUGGGCGGCACGCCGACCAAGAUGCGCUCGCGGUUCUCGAGCGGGCGGUUUGGCCGCCGCGACAAGGAGGCGUCGCCCGCCCCGGCUUAGCGGGCCUGCACCCUUUCCCUUCCCCUUUCCUCGUGUCGAGCAGUCUAUUCCCCCGCCCUGGUGCAGCAGCCGUGCUGCCGCACUCGAUGUCGCCUCGCCCUCUCUCGCCGUCGGUCGAUACCCUUUCAGCCCCUUUGGACAGCUUCUGCCUCCUUUCCGAGUAGCUCGUGCUGCAACUAUGCCCUGGACACGGA